This is a messenger RNA of Linderina pennispora, 2919 nucleotides long. RefSeq names its product ARM repeat-containing protein. The coding region runs from base 105 to 2645 and encodes 846 amino acids. The transcript is spliced from 4 exons. Gene Ontology annotation, biological process: protein targeting to vacuole; Golgi to vacuole transport. Gene Ontology annotation, cellular component: endosome membrane; AP-3 adaptor complex; membrane coat. The record is from RefSeq and is a predicted model, not a curated record. Lineage: Eukaryota; Fungi; Kickxellomycota; Kickxellomycetes; Kickxellales; Kickxellaceae.
UGCGCUUUCCACUGCGCCUUCAACCCGCCUUACCCACGGCCUGCACCGACAGCUAGCAAUUUGCGUACUCUUCAGCCCCGACACAAAAGAAGUACUUCGUGGAAAUGAACCCGCUGUUUUUCUCUCCUCCACACUCGCCUGGUAUUCUAGCUUCGCCUACUUCCUUCAGAUUGAGAAUGUUCGAAAAGUCGCUGACGGACCUGAUUCAGGGCCUGCGAGCGAACAAGCGCAACGAGUCCGAGUACAUCAGCAAGUCGCUAGAGGAAAUCCAGAAUGAGAGCGCAGCAAUCGACAAGCUCAACUACCUGCACAUGCUUGGGUAUGACAUGAAUUGGGCAAACUUCAACGUGGUCGAGGUAAUGUCGUCAGCCAAGUUUAGCGAGAAGCGCGCCGGGUACCUGGCGGCCUCGCAGUCGUUCAACCAGGACACGGACGUUCUGAUGCUUGCGACCAACCUGAUCCGCAAGGACCUGGCAUCGACGAAUUUCAUGGAGAUAGCCACGGCGGAGCUGGCCAUGGACCUGUUUGACGACGUGCUGGCAAUCCUGGGCCACUCACGACCGUAUAUCCGGAAGAAGGCGAUAGCGUGCUUGUAUAAGAUGACGCUGAAGCACCCGGAGGGCCUGCAUGACUUUGUGCCACAGCUCAAGGAGCGACUAGACGACCCGGACCCGUCGGUGGUGUCAUCAGCGGUCAGCGUAAUCUGCGAGCUAGCGCACACGAAUCCGCGCAACUACCUACCGCUGGCGCCCAAGCUGUACCACCUGCUGAACUCGUCGAACAACAACUGGAUGCUGAUCAAGAUUGUGAAGCUGUUUGCGUCGUUGACGCCGAUUGAGCCGCGGCUGGCAAAGAAGCUGCAUGGCCCGUUGAGCAGCUUGAUAUGCACAACCACAGCGAUGUCGCUACUGUACGAGUGCAUUAAUACGGCGGUGGUCGGCGACAUUAUCAGCGUGCCACUGCCCGUGACCGACAGCAUUGGAAGAGAAAUUGACUUUGCCGAGCUGUGCGCGCACAAGCUGGAGGUGUUUUAUGACUCGUCUGACCACAACCUGCGGUACGUCGGGUUGGUGACGCUGGCGGAGCUGCAGGUGCGGCGGCCAGACCUGGUUGUUAACCAAUACGAGACGAUCUUGCGCUGCCUGGACGACCCAGACAUGGGGAUCCGUAUGCGGGCGUUGCAGGUGAUAUCGGGGAUGGCGACGCGCAGGAACCUGUCGCAGAUUGUCAAGCGGCUAAUGUCGCAGCUCAUUCUGUCAAACACAAUCGCUCUGAAACCCGGCAACACCGAGGGUGGGCCAGACGAAGACGAGCUUGAGAGCACGCCGCUGAUUGACCCCUCAGGGGUCAGUCUUGUCAGUGCCAAGGGCUCGUUUACAACGCCCAAGAAGGCUGCCAGCAGCUCCGAGCCCAAUGCAGCGGACAACCCUGAAUACCGGCUGGCAGCUGUCGAAGCCAUUAUUGAUAUGUGCAGCCGGCAGUCGUACGCAAACAUGACCAAUUUUGAGUGGUACGUGGCGGUGCUGGUCGAUUUGGUAUAUAUUGCCGGCGUCGAUGUCGGGCAGCUGCUGAGCCAGCGGAUCCUGGAUGUGACGGUGCGUGUGCGCCAGGUACGCGAAUACAGCGUGCGGAUGAUGCGACAGCUGCUGUCGGAUGUGCGGCUGACUGACUUUGUGUCUGGAGAAAGCCCACAUGCGGCAGUGCUGAGCACAGCGGCAUAUAUUCUGGGCGAGUAUUGCACUCUGGUGCCCGCCAGCUGCGAUGAUAUUGGGCUGCUGCUGUUUCCGUGCCUUCGCCAGCUCACCAGCGACCAGCAGGCGGCGUUUGUGCUGGCGGCUAUGAAGGUGUACACAAACUGGCUGCAGGAUGUUUCUGGAUACUGGAACGACGAGGUUUGGGAGCUGGUGCGAUCGACCAACACAACCACCAUGGACUCGAUCACGUCGCUUUUCUUGGGGCAAGAGGGUGAUGACCUGGACGUGGUUGUGGCAGAGCUUCCGCUGCAGGUGGAAGGACUGCUAAGGAGUUUCAUUGAGAUCACCAAGGCGGUGUCUGUAGCUACAUCCAAUAUGAGCGCCAGCGAGCCUCCGGUAUGCCGCGAGCUGCAUUCGCUGUUCACCAUGUACGAGCUCAACCCCGUGUCGGCAGCCGCCCAGGGCAAGGUUCCUGUGCCUGAUGGUCUGGACCUCGACUCGUGGAUCGGCGACGAAAUCCCUGACACUUCGCUCAGAGUGCUCCCGCCGCCGCCACCACCGCGCCAGACCCGCGCUCCAGCACAGAGAAACUAUGCGUCCAAGGAUCACAAGGCGAACCGCAAGGACCAGCCCCUGGGCAUGCUGCCUGAUGUCGACAGUAUCCCCGUUAUGCAGCUCGACCUGGGGGAUCUCGCCACCGCAAGGCCCAAACCACGCAAGAGCGACAAGCCGAAAAAGAAAAAGAAGAGCAAGUCUAGCAAGCGGCACAAGAAGCCGACGCCUGAGCCAUCGCCACCUAUGGUCCCUGUGGAUAUUGUUGGAGAUGAGGACAUGCCAGACAUCCCCACAAAGCCGCUAAACGACACACCGGCGCAGCAGCCAGGAUCUAUUUCUGGUGACACUGACAACGCCGGUGCCGAGCAGCCUGCAUCGCCACCCCAACAACAUUAGCCAAAGAUAUAGAGAGGACGCAUGGCGCCCGGGCUGCCAGCAUCGGCACAUACCAGGUAGCCAUUGUAUCCUGGCCUGCUUCUGUCGGGGGGAUUUGUUGCGGUUUUGAAUAAAUGUGGUUUUAUGAGCUGCUGCUUGCUGCUGCGCCUGCUUGUUUAGCAUCGACUAUAGGCCAAUAUAGCGUUUUGUAUUGACGCCAUUUCUCGGAACAAGACAAGCCUGAAUAAUGGCUCUAUUUUUUUUUGUCACCAACCUUGAUGGGUGAUCGGAACUG